Molecule: messenger RNA, 4428 nt
Organism: Pongo pygmaeus (Bornean orangutan)
Lineage: Eukaryota; Metazoa; Chordata; Mammalia; Primates; Hominidae
Gene: SCYL2
Product: SCY1 like pseudokinase 2
Exons: 18
Coding region: 673-3462 (929 amino acids)
Biological process (GO): protein phosphorylation
Molecular function (GO): protein kinase activity; ATP binding
Source: RefSeq, a predicted model, not a curated record
ACGUCAUGCCCACGGCCGGCUGGUCUUUUAGUCUUUUUCCCCCUCCCUUACUCUUCGUCCCCGGUCCCUCCCCUCCCCACCCCUUUCCCUCCAGCUCCGACGUUUGCGGCCGCGGGGGCGGCGAAGGAUAUGGAGUAAAGCUGGAGUCAGUGGCCAGGCACGAAGGCAGAGCAGGAACAGCCAGGCGGCGUUUAUUAGGGGGGCGGGGGGAAGAGCCCCAGCACCGCCUCUCCUGGAAGAAGGAAGAGGUAAGUGACCGGCCGCCGGCACCGAGCGACCUCCCUCACCGGCCGCGCUCUCGCCUGGGCUCCCGGGGCCGGCGAGGAGGGAAUGGAGGACUCGCGCCCGGGGUAGGCCUCCCAGGGCCGCCCAGGCUGGUGAGUGUUGCCUGGUGACGGGCCUGCCGGCGGCCAGCCGGGCGAUCGGCGGUCGGCGCCCGCGCAAAGCGGGGCUGGGCGAGCAGCGAGCUCCGGGGAACGGAUCCGAGAGGGCCGAGUCCUCGAAAGAGGCCUUGAGGCGACGGGAGACCCGGGAUCGGAGUCAGCUGCCGGAGGGAGAGCCCCCCAUGCCGGCUUGAGAGCUCCGGUUUCGGUGGUGGAGAACGUCGUACCUUUCGGGGACAUUGGACACUACUCUAGGACCGGGUAACUAUAACUACCCAAUAUUGCAGCCAUGGAGUCCAUGCUUAAUAAAUUGAAGAGUACUGUUACAAAAGUAACAGCUGAUGUCACUAGUGCUGUAAUGGGAAAUCCUGUCACUAGAGAAUUUGAUGUUGGUCGACACAUUGCCAGUGGUGGCAAUGGGCUAGCUUGGAAGAUUUUUAAUGGCACAAAAAAGUCAACAAAGCAGGAAGUGGCAGUUUUUGUCUUUGAUAAAAAACUGAUUGACAAGUAUCAAAAAUUUGAAAAGGAUCAAAUCAUUGAUUCUCUAAAACGAGGAGUCCAACAGUUAACUCGGCUUCGACACCCUCGACUUCUUACUGUCCAGCAUCCUUUAGAAGAAUCCAGGGAUUGCUUGGCAUUUUGUACAGAACCAGUUUUUGCCAGUUUAGCCAAUGUUCUUGGUAACUGGGAAAAUCUACCUUCCCCUAUAUCUCCAGACAUUAAGGAUUAUAAACUUUAUGAUGUAGAAACCAAAUAUGGUUUGCUUCAGGUUUCUGAAGGAUUGUCAUUCUUGCACAGCAGUGUAAAAAUGGUACAUGGAAAUAUUACUCCUGAAAAUAUAAUUUUGAAUAAAAGUGGAGCCUGGAAAAUAAUGGGUUUUGAUUUUUGUGUAUCAUCAACCAAUCCUUCUGAACAGGAGCCUAAAUUUCCUUGUAAAGAAUGGGACCCAAAUUUACCUUCAUUGUGUCUUCCAAAUCCUGAAUAUUUGGCUCCUGAAUACAUACUUUCUGUGAGCUGUGAAACAGCCAGUGAUAUGUAUUCUUUAGGAACUGUUAUGUAUGCUGUAUUUAAUAAAGGGAAACCUAUAUUUGAAGUCAACAAGCAAGAUAUUUAUAAGAGUUUCAGUAGGCAAUUGGAUCAGUUGAGUCGUUUAGGAUCCAGUUCACUUACAAAUAUACCUGAGGAAGUUCGUGAACAUGUAAAGCUACUGUUAAAUGUAACUGCAACUGUAAGACCAGAUGCAGAUCAAAUGACAAAGAUUCCCUUCUUUGAUGAUGUUGGUGCAGUAACACUGCAGUAUUUUGAUACCUUAUUCCAAAGAGAUAAUCUUCAGAAAUCACAGUUUUUCAAAGGACUGCCAAAGGUUCUACCAAAACUGCCCAAGCGUGUCAUUGUGCAGAGAAUUUUGCCUUGUUUGACUUCAGAAUUUGUAAACCCUGACAUGGUACCUUUUGUUUUACCCAAUGUUCUACUUAUUGCUGAGGAAUGCACCAAAGAAGAAUAUGUCAAAUUAAUUCUACCUGAACUUGGCCCUGUGUUUAAGCAGCAGGAGCCAAUCCAGAUUUUGUUAAUUUUCCUACAAAAAAUGGAUUUGCUACUAACCAAAACCCCUCCUGAUGAGAUAAAGAACAGUGUUCUACCCAUGGUUUACAGAGCACUAGAAGCUCCUUCCAUUCAGAUCCAGGAGCUCUGUCUAAACAUCAUUCCAACCUUUGCAAAUCUUAUAGACUACCCAUCCAUGAAAAAUGCUUUGAUACCAAGAAUUAAAAAUGCUUGUCUACAAACGUCUUCCCUUGCUGUUCGUGUAAAUUCAUUAGUGUGCUUAGGCAAGAUUUUGGAAUACUUGGAUAAGUGGUUUGUACUUGAUGAUAUCCUACCCUUCUUACAACAAAUUCCAUCCAAGGAACCUGCGGUCCUCAUGGGAAUUUUAGGUAUUUACAAAUGUACUUUUACUCAUAAGAAGUUGGGAAUCACCAAAGAGCAGCUGGCUGGAAAAGUGUUGCCUCAUCUUAUUCCCCUGAGUAUUGAAAACAAUCUUAAUCUUAAUCAGUUCAAUUCUUUCAUUUCCGUCAUAAAAGAAAUGCUUAAUAGAUUGGAGUCUGAACAUAAGACUAAACUGGAGCAACUUCAUAUAAUGCAAGAACAGCAGAAAUCUUUGGAUAUAGGAAAUCAAAUGAAAGUUUCUGAGGAGACAAAAGUUACAAAUAUUGGGAAUCAGCAAAUUGACAAGGUUUUUAACAACAUUGGAGCAGACCUUCUGACUGGCAGUGAGUCCGAAAAUAAAGAGGACGGGUUACAGAAUAAACAUAAAAGAGCAUCACUUACACUUGAAGAAAAACAAAAAUUAGCAAAAGAACAAGAGCAGGCACAGAAGCUGAAAAGCCAGCAGCCUCUUAAACCCCAAGUGCACACACCUGUUGCUACUGUUAAACAGACUAAGGACUUGACAGACACAUUGAUGGAUAAUAUGUCAUCUUUGACCAGCCUUUCUGUUAGUACCCCUAAAUCUUCUGCUUCAAGUACUUUCACUUCUGUUCCUUCCAUGGGCAUUGGCAUGAUGUUUUCUACACCAACUGAUAAUACAAAGAGAAAUUUGACAAAUGGCCUAAAUGCCAAUAUGGGCUUUCAGACUUCAGGAUUCAACAUGCCCGUUAAUACAAACCAGAACUUCUACAGUAGUCCAAGCACAGUUGGAGUGACCAAGAUGACUCUGGGAACACCUCCCACUUUGCCAAACUUCAAUGCUUUGAGUGUUCCUCCUGCUGGUGCGAAGCAGACCCAGCAAAGACCCACAGAUAUGUCUGCCCUUAAUAAUCUCUUUGGCCCUCAGAAACCCAAAGUUAGCAUGAACCAAUUAUCACAACAGAAACCAAAUCAGUGGCUUAAUCAGUUUGUACCUCCUCAGGGUUCUCCAGCUAUGGGCAGUUCAGUAAUGGGAACACAGAUGAACGUGAUAGGACAGUCUACUUUUGGUAUGCAGGGUAAUCCUUUCUUUAACCCACAGAACUUUGCACAGCCACCAACUACUAUGACCAAUAGCAGUUCGGCUAGCAAUGAUUUAAAAGAUCUUUUUGGGUGAGGUGUCUUCCUUCUAUUUUGAAGGAUUAUUUCAGUUUCAAUCAUGGGUAAGCUGAUUUACAUCUUUAUAUAGUUGGCUUGGAGGAAGUACUUCUAUGGGAAAGUGAACAGUUCUGUGACAGGAAACAUCUCUGUCCAUGCCAGCAUAGUAGUUGUAUGGACUUCUAACCAGUUGAGUUUUUUUAAAGCAUUGAGGAUUUUUUUCCUCUUACCAACUCCUCUUCAGGUUUUUAAAGACCCAGCCCUUCCCAAUCUCAAAGAGAAAAAGGACAACUGAGUUAUCUUGAAUAACAUAACUUUUUAAUCAAAUGUUUAUUUUGGCUUGUGGAUCUUGGUGUUAUUUAAAAAAUUGAGUUGAUGGUCAUUGCAAGCUCAUCUGUUAAGUACUAUAUGGUACACAGUCUAUGAGUCAUUAGUCUUCAUUUUAAUAUGUAAAAAAUCUUGAUGCUGUAUUGAUUUGCUUGCAUUUAAGAUGACAGAAAAUGAUAAGCAUAAAGAGAAGUAUCAGGUUAUUUGCUUUUUCCAAACUUUUCAGAUGAACUAUUGUUUAGUACAGAGACUGAACAAAUACUACAAAAUUCAACUUAACCUUAAUUUCAUUGGUUUAAAUGCGUUAUUAACCAUCUUAAGUGCAAACUAAUCAUUGUAAAUUAUAUUUUAGCAUGGUCUGCCUCAAAUAGUAAUGUAUUUUUCUGCAUUCACUUGGAUAUAUUUAGAAUCACUUUUUUCCUCCUGUAUCACGGAAGAGGUAUGUGCUGAUUUGUUUGGAUAUUUGACAAAGCACUCUGAUGUGACUUCCCUGACUACUACCUUCAUAUUUCAUUUCAAAUUUAAACUUCUGAGGUUGCAGCAUAUAUGAAUUGCGUUUUCAAAAGAAGAUUUGUAAGAAUUAAACUAUAUUUAUGAGUAAACUUUUGAGAUUUCUGCUGUAUUGUUUCAAAUGUAAUAAACUUUACUUCUCUAAAAA